Molecule: messenger RNA, 447 nt
Organism: Anisakis simplex (herring worm)
Lineage: Eukaryota; Metazoa; Nematoda; Chromadorea; Rhabditida; Anisakidae
Source: the annotation of a GenBank genome assembly
GUUUUCAGUUUUCGAACGAACAAAGGAGUUGGAUACAGUUGUUAUUUUAUGGGGAACUGCUUGGUGGUGAGUAGUAUGCGAUCGCCAGGCAAAGAGGUGGCUCGUUGUAUUCGACAGGAACUCUCGCCGAGGAAGUUGGUCGUUUGGUCAUUUCUCGUUGAUUCAAUUUUGAUAAGCAUCUUAAUUUCUGAUAGGUUGGUGUCAACAACGGAUCAGUUCGAUAAGUGCACAGUGGGCUGUGGACCGGACGGUGAGGAGUCGUUCUGUGGUCAAAUCGCGGCCAUUUACGUUUUCGGCGAAUCGAUCACUCUGCAACAAGCGAAUUCACUCUAUUGUCUAGGUGCCAUUUAUCAGAGUAACUUCAAACACGAUGCAGAAUCGGAUCUGCCAGAAGGAUACAAAAAGGUUUGCAUUUUUAGCUCUGAUCAUUUGCUUUACCUAUUCUAA